Molecule: messenger RNA, 3735 nt
Organism: Oppiella nova
Lineage: Eukaryota; Metazoa; Arthropoda; Arachnida; Sarcoptiformes; Oppiidae
Source: the annotation of a GenBank genome assembly
AUGACCGCCAGUAAAAUAUAUUGCUUUAUAGUCAGACGCUUUUACCUCACUUGGCUGCAAGAUCCAUUUUUGACUACGCUCAUCCAGUGGCACUGCACCUCCUUUAGGGCUAAUAAAAUCCAUUUGGUAACCCGCUUUAUGCGCAACGUCAUAGAAAUGUCCAAAGGCUUGAUGAUCAAUUGGAUUCAACGGAAGCAUAUUGAGCGAGCAUAUUUAGACGUGCUGGCGCUACAACCUGAACUCGAAGAAAUCUCUCCAGAACAGCACUGUUUGAUUAUCGAAAGUUUGCUUGAAGUGACACAAUUGCUAGAGCAACUACCUGCGGUGGUACGCGAUACUUUCCUCUAUGCGCAGCUUGAAGGGCUGAAAUAUGAUGAGAUUGCAGUCAAAUUGGAUAUUUCCCUAAGUUCAGUCAAACGCUAUAUGAAAAAAGCCCAAGGUGAGUUGAGUCCGCAAGAAUUACAGCAAUUGCUGAUCUGGCAGCAGCAAAGUUCAGUGCAUGCCAAAGUUUGGCAAAAAAUGCAGCAACUGCAUCAUACUUUUGAUCAACUGCCAACCGAAGUGGCACGACCUAUUUUAAAGCAAAGCAUAUCAUCUUCAUGGAGAAAACGCCGUCAUUACAUGUGGGUUUUGGCUGGUCUAUCGUUACUGUAUUUAGGCUAUAGCUUAAAUCAGCAGCAACAAUGGACGGCAGACUAUCGUACAAAAGUGGGUGAAAUUGAAAAAAUUAAACUCCCCGAUGGCGGUGAACUGUAUUUAGACAGCGCAUCGGCAAUUGAUCUGGACUAUAGCGCUAAGCAACGUAAUGUCGUGCUAAGAAAAGGUCAGAUCUGGAUUAAAACUGCAAAAGAUCAACAGCAACGCCCAUUCUUUGUGCAAACUCAACAUGGGCAAAUGCAGGCUUUGGGUACUGAAUUUUCAGUAGAGCUUGAUUCAAAGCAGUCUUGGGUGUUCGUUGAGCAAGGUGCGGUGAAAUUACAACCACAACGUCAUCCAACUCAGGCAGUGAUUGUUGCGGCGGGUCAGCAAAGUUAUUUGAAUCGCGAGCAGGUCGCCGAGGUUACAAGUGCUGAUCUUACACGCAACAGUUGGACGCAGGGCUGGAUGAUCGUGAAUGAUCUGCCGUUCAUGUUGGCUGUCACCUAUAAGUUAGACAUCAAUCGCUAUGCACAAGGCUAUUGGGGGGUUAUGGUGUCUCUAGCAUUGCAACACGCAAAAAAUUUGAAAAAACCGAAACCAUAUAAAAUAAGCCGCGAGAAAAAAAUGCGUUAUUCGGUCAUGCAUUUAUUGGUACUGAGUAGCAUGUUGGGUGUCAGUGCAUUUAGCCAUGCUGAAACAGCAUUAACUCAAAAGCAUUAUCAAGUGGCUUCAGGGGAUUUGGGACAAGCGCUUUCUAAUUUUGCUCUACAGUCUAAUAUUGCAUUGUCUUUUGAUCCGAAACUGACGCAGGGGUAUAAAACAAACGGUUUAAGCGGCAGUUUUGAUAUUGCUCAGGGUUUUCAACAGUUAUUAAAAGACACAGAUCUACAGCUUGUUCAACAAAGUCCACGGGUGUGGCGAAUUGAACGACGUCAGAUGUCGAAAACCACAACAGUUGCAAACACGGCAACGGAUUCAGCCGUGGCAACAAAUUCUCACGUGGACAAUCCAGCAGCGAAACUUGAGACCAUUGUCGUGACUGCCAAUCAGUUGGGGGAAAUUACUGAAAAUAGUGGUUCUUAUACGCCAGGUAAAAUUGCCACUGCCACGCGUUUAGUGCUUACACCGAAAGAAACACCACAAACCAUUAGUGUGAUUACGCGACAGUUGAUGGAUGAUUUUCAGUUAAAUAAUAUUGAUCAAGUCAUGUCGCAUACACCCGGGAUUACCGUAUCAGCUUACGACAGUGAACGGACCAGUUAUUACUCACGCGGUUUUGCCAUUAAUAAUUUCCAAUAUGAUGGCAUUCCUUCAACGACUCGAAAUGUCGGUUAUGCCGCGGGUAAUACGCUCAGUGACUCUGCUAUUUAUGACCGUAUCGAAGUCCUUAAAGGGGCAACGGGCUUACUUACAGGGGUAGGUUCUUUGGGUGCAACCAUCAACUUGGUACGAAAAAAACCAACCGCAGAGACUCAAGCAUCGCUGAGUUUAAGCGCUGGUUCUUGGAAUAAUUACCGUGCUAUGGCAGAUGUCAGUGGUUCACUGAAUGAUGAGCAAAGUAUUCGUGGACGUUUUGUGGCUGCGGGUCAAGACAAAGAAUCUUUUAUGGAUCGUUAUGAACGUAAAAGUGCUGUAUUUUAUGGCAUUGUCGAAGCAGAUUUAGGCGAUAAAACUUUAGUUACACUGGGUGCAGAUUACCAGAACAAUGACCCUAAAGCAUCGACAUGGUCAGGCUCUUUCCCUUUAUUUAAUGGUGCUGGGGAACGUAAUCCAGAUCCAGAUCGCUCCUUUAAUAAUGGUGCCAAUUGGAGUGAAUGGAAACAAUAUACCCGUACCAUUUUUGCCAAUGUCCAUCAUAAAUUUAAUGAUGAUUGGGCACUGACUCUGCAAUAUGACCAUAAAAUUAAUGGCUAUGAUGCAACACUAGGCACUAUCCAAGGCUAUUAUCCUAAAUUAGAUGGUUCUGCUAAUCUUUGGCCUUCUCAAUAUAUCGGUCGUACCGUCAGUGAUUCAUUGGAGUUGUAUAGCACAGGUAAGUUUGAGCUGCUUGGUCGGCAACAUGAUUUGGUCUUAGGCGCAAGUGGGGCUUAUUCACGUUGGAAGGGGAAAGAUUGGUAUGGUGGCAUGCAGGGUUAUGAUUCACAUAUUCCCGAUUUUAGCCAAUGGGAUGGCAAUAUUGCACAGCCAAAUUGGGGUGAGCCAAAUGCCUAUACCCAUGACCGUACUACUCAAUAUGGUGCCUACGCCAGUACUCGUUUAAAUCUGGCGGAUGAUUUAAAGGUGCUCUUAGGUACCCGUAUGAUCAACUAUAAAAUGAAAGGUUUACAAGGUGUAGUCGAGGAAAAGAACCGCUUCAUUCCCUACGUUGGGGUCGUCUAUGACAUCACUGAUCGAGUCAGUGCUUAUGCCAGUCUUAGCGAUAUCUUUAUGCCUUAUGAUAUCUGGUAUAAGUCUUCAACCAAUAAAAUCCUAGAUCCAGACGAAGGUAAAAACUACGAAGGCGGCUUUAAGUUUCAAUCUGAUGAUGCCAAGUUAAAUGCCAGUAUCGCUUAUUUUGAAAUCCAUGAAUCCAAUCGUGCCAUUGAGGACAUUGUUUAUAAUGGUGCGCCAAGUAAUCCCGCUGUUGAUUUUGCAUGGAUUGGUGCGAAAGCCAAAACUAAGGGGGUAGAGAUUGAAGCUUCUGGUGAGGUUUUCCCCAAUGUCCAAGUGCAAAGUGGUUAUACCUACAAGCAAAUUAAGGACAAUGAUGGUGAGAAGAUUUCAACAUGGGAACCAGAACAUCAAUUUAAUGUCUCAACCCAGUAUAAAUUUGAUCAGCAACUCGAUGGUUUAAGUGUGGGUGGGAAUGUUCGUUGGCAGAACCACGGAUGGCAAACGGUGUAUAACAAUGUCAAAAAGCGUAGUGAAGUGAUUGAUCAGAAAGCCUUUGUAUUGGUCGAUCUAAUGGCCAACUACCAGUUUAAUGAACAGUUAAGUACUGCGAUUAAUUUAAAUAAUAUUUUUGACCAACACUACUUUACCAACAUCGGCUUCUAUAACUCUGGGGUGUAUGGUGAGCCACGUAAUUUUAUGCUUAGUGUGAAAUAUAAGUAUUAA